GAAGGGUGCAACAGGUUGGGGGUAAGGGCGGAGCCAGGUGGUUGGAGGCGGUGCCCGGGCGCCGGACGAACGCAGGGGCCGGACCAAGGGGCGUGGCUUCCCUCAGGUGCUGCGAGCGCUAAGGUUUCACUGAAACUCCGCAGCUCUGGGGAGGAGCGCAGAGGCUACAAUUAGAGGCAGGUGAGAGGGCGGCUUUCUCUCCGAGCGGCGAGUGGCGGUCUGAGUUUCGAGUCAGUGGCGGCGAAUUCCCCGCUCGCUGGGCGACGGGACCGGUGGAAGGAUGCGAAGGCCGAACGCGGUGUGGCUGCUGGGGGGCACCAUCCUGCUGGCGGCCUCUGUCUCCUGCAAUCACACCAUCCCAGGAGUCAAUAGAUCCACUAAAGGAAGAAGUCUCAUUGGUAACAAGGUCAAUGGCCCAUCUCAUAUCUCUGGGACGGAAGUUACAGUGGAGCAGAGCUUUUCUGUGGACGAGUUUUCUGCCUCCCUCCUCACUGGGAAACUGACCACCGUCUUUCUUCCAGUCGUCUACCUGGUUGUGUUUGUGGUUGGUUUGCCGAGUAAUGGCAUGGCCCUGUGGGUCUUUCUUUUCCGCACAAAGAAGAGGCACCCCGCUGUGGUUUACAUGGCCUGUCUGGCCUUGGCAGACCUCCUCUCUAUCAUCUGGUUACCUUUGAAGAUUGCCUAUCACAUACAUGGCAACAACUGGAUUUAUGGGGAGUCUCUUUGCAAGGUACUCAUUGGUUUUUUCUAUGGCAACAUGUAUUGCUCCAUUCUGUUCAUGACCUGCCUCAGCGUGCAGAGGUACUGGGUCAUUGUGAACCCCAUGGUGCACACCAGGAAGAAUGCAAACAUUGCCAUCGGUAUCUCCCUGGGAAUAUGGCUGCUGAUUCUGCUGGCUACCAUCCCCUUGUAUGUCGUGAAGCAGACCACUUACAUUCCAGCCCUUAACAUCACCACCUGUCAUGAUGUUUUACCGAAGGAGGUGUUGGUGGGGGACAUGUUCAAUUAUUUCCUCUCUCUGGCCAUUGGAGUCUUUCUGUUCCCAGCCAUCCUCAUGGCUUCUGCAUAUGUGCUGAUGAUCAGAACACUUCAGUCUUCGGCCAUUGAUGAAAACUCAGGAAAGAAGAGGAAGAGAGCCAUCAAACUUAUUGUCACUGUCCUGGUCAUGUACCUGAUCUGCUUCACCCCUAGUAACCUUCUGCUCGUGGUGCAUUAUUUCAUGAUCAAACACUGGGGCCAGAGCCACGUCUACGCCCUGUACCUCGUAGCCCUCUGCCUCUCCACCCUCAACAGCUGCAUCGACCCCUUCGUCUAUUACUUUGUUUCAGAAGACUUUAGGAAUCAUGCAAAGAAUGCUCUUCUUUGUCGAAGCGUCCGUACAGUAAAGCGGAUGCAAGUAUCCCUCACGUCAAAGAAAUUCUCCAGGAAAUCCAGCUCUUAUUCUUCAAGUUCAACCACCAUUAAAACCUCCUACUGAGUAUUGCAGAUCCUCUGGUGGGUUUCACAGGAAGAAUUGGAGCUUGCUUGAUGUUAUGGAGAUGUUUCUGUUGUUUCCUAACCAAGUGGCUCUUUUCACAUACCAUGUUUAUGCAGCACCUCAGGAUUGCUGGAAGCUUCCCUGUUUGCAUGAGGAAAAUCUGCCAAAUUAAUUCCUUUACUCAGAUGCUCCUAGAAAUGGAAUUUAUAGAAGCAGACUUUUUAGAAGGUGGCAAAAACAAAAACAACCCCAAAAUCAGAAACCCUGUGACUUGCAAGAACUGGUCUUGGCUUGAAGCCUAACUUCUCAGCUGGAACUACCUUUCUUGUACGUUUGGGCUUAAUAACAGUCUUGUUAGGGCUUCAGGGCCCUCAGCGAUGACCAGUCCAAUUGACUGACUUGACAGAUAAGGACAGAAGAGAUGAAUGAGCUGCCCUGAGUCAGGCUUUCAACCAAUGGCGUCGAGUCAGGAUUGGAGAGCAGAAUUUAAAUGGUCAGUGGGGUUCUUGUGCCAACUCAUCGGAAUCAUGGGAGGUCUUGUUUGAAAAUGCAGUUUCGUCAGACUCGGGGGUGAGAGCUCAGAGUCUGGGAACAGGGCCCAGGAGCCUGCCUUCUAAAACGAGCCUCUGGGUGAGGCUCGCGUAUACCGGGUUUGUGAGCCACUGGUGUGGCUCUGCUUCCACUUUUAAAAAGAGAAGCAAACAGAAUGUUUUGUGUCUCUUUUAUGUUCAGCUUUUAAUGAAAUCGGUUUGUUGACUUACUGGGUCUUUCAAUUUCUUUAUUGAUCUUGAACUUUCAUAUGUAUCGUUAUCACUCUGAGGAAAAUACAGUGUGGAUUUUAAACAUGAAAAUACAAAUUUUAUGUAACUUUUUACUGACUUCAGUGAAGUCUUCAGAUAGCCUGAGUUUCGCAACUAGAAAUAGAAUUUACCACUUAGUAUUUUAAGAAAUUAUUUAUUGUCAGUUUUGUUCCUCUGUUUAUCAAAUAGGAACUUACUGGAUGUGAACCACAUCUUUUUGGAAAAAAAAACACUAAAAUACAUGUGAUUUGCAGUAAAAUAUCUAAGAGGUACUUGACUGCAAACUGACGAUACAACUUGUAUUUGUGACAUUUUGAAAUAAUUAUUUUAUUGCAUGAUUUAUAAACAAUAUGACUUUUUUUUACAAUGUCUUUCUGAAUUGUGAGUGUGUGUAUGUAUGUAUAUCUGUUUGAGGGAAGGAAUUUUUAAAAAGGAAGCAAUGUUAUUCUUCUAAGAAGAAAUGAUGUAAUGCUCACUCCUUAUUUUUACAUAAGUAGGGCCAUACUGUACAUACUGCUGUUAUACUUGUUUUUCAUGUACUUACAUUUCAGAAUUCUUUCCAUGUCUGCAUCUGGAGGUUGAUCUUCAUUUUUAAAAGAUACAGACUGUCUAAUAUUUUGAGUAUAUUGGGAUGUAUCUAGUCAUUUCCCUUCCUGUGGCUCCCACCCCCCAUUAAAACGGGGCUGCACUGAACGCCUGCGUGCACUCUCUGUGAGCGCUCCUGCAGGCCGAGUUCCGGGAAGUGGAAUGGCCAGGUGGAAAUUAGAUACCUACUUAAAAUUUUAAAUUUUGGUAACUCUUGCCUUGAGUAAUUUAUAUUUCUACCAAAAAGUGCAUUUGCAACUGUUUCCUGAAAAGCUCAUCUACAUUUGAUGUAUCCAUUUUUUUUUUAAACUUUACCAAUCUGUUGGGAAAAAAAAAAGAAACCCUCAUUCUUUUAAUUUGUUUUAAAGCAGUACAGCUUAGUUAGUGGCUGAGAGUGCAAGUUCUGAGCUGCUGGGCAAGGCUGCAUUCUGACUCCAUUGUUUCUUUGUCUUGUUAACUUAGAUGCCUCAGUUUCCUCAUUUGUAAAAUGACAAUAAUAAGAUCUUUCUCACUGAGUUAUUAGCAUUAAACGUUCGGCACAUCUGUGCA
This is a messenger RNA of Phyllostomus hastatus (greater spear-nosed bat), 3411 nucleotides long. It is a transcript of the gene F2RL1, whose product is annotated as F2R like trypsin receptor 1. Lineage: Eukaryota; Metazoa; Chordata; Mammalia; Chiroptera; Phyllostomidae. The transcript is spliced from 2 exons. The record is from RefSeq and is a predicted model, not a curated record. Bases 281 to 1477 code for a protein of 398 amino acids. Gene Ontology annotation, biological process: thrombin-activated receptor signaling pathway; blood coagulation; positive regulation of Rho protein signal transduction. Gene Ontology annotation, molecular function: thrombin-activated receptor activity. Gene Ontology annotation, cellular component: membrane.